CCUGAUUUCAUCUCUAUGGUCCAAUGCCCCGGAUGUUGUUGGAGUGGGCUGCGCUUGCGCAAAGCCGCCGAGGGGGGGGGGCAGUUGAGCGGAUAGCUCGCCUCUGACUAGGACCGAGGAGGAAGGAAGAGAGGAGCGGCGGUUGGGGGCGCCGCGAGGCAGCGUCGUCAUCACCGUCAUGUCGACGGCGGGAAGUUUGCUGGAGAAGCCGCAGAUGAUCGCGCACACGCAGCAGAGCCUGGCCUACACCGUCUUCGACUGCAAGUGGGUGCCGUGUAGCGCCCGCUUCGUCUGCCUGGGCAGCUUCCCGCGGGGCACCGGCGUCAUCCAGCUCUACGAACUGCAGGGCGGGCGCCUCAACCUCCUCCGCGAAAUUGAAAAGUCAAAACCUAUUAAAUGUGGAACCUUUAGUGCUUCUUCUUUGCAACAAAGAUAUCUAGCAACAGGAGACUUUGAUGGAAACGUAAAUAUAUGGAAUUUGGAAGCUCCAGAAAUCCCAGUAUAUUCUGUGAAGGGACAUAAAGAAAUCAUAAAUAGUAUUGAUGGUGUUGGUGGCUUAGGAAUUGGGGAAGGAGCACCAGAAAUUGUGACAGGAAGUCGUGAUGGAACUGUGAAGGUGUGGGACCCAAGACAAAAAGACAUUCCAGUUGCCAAUAUGGAACCAGCACCAGGAGAGAGCAGGAGAGACUGCUGGACAGUGGCAUUUGGCAAUGCAUAUAAUCAAGAAGAGCGUGUUGUAUGUGCUGGCUAUGACAAUGGGGAUAUUAAGUUGUUUGACCUUAAGAACAUGGCAUUGCGAUGGGAAACCAACAUUAAGAAUGGGGUUUGCAGUGUUGAAUUUGACAGAAAAGAUAUAAAUAUGAACAAAUUGGUAGCUACAUCCCUUGAAGGAAAGUUUCAUGUUUUUGACAUGAGAACGCAGCAUCCAACUAAAGGUUUUGCUUCCGUUUCAGAAAAGGCUCACAAAUCCACCAUGUGGCAAAUUCGGCACCUUCCACAAAAUAGAGACAUCUUUGUGACUAGUGGAGGAGCUGGAAACCUUCAUCUUUGGAAAUAUGAGUAUCCUGCACUGCGCUCUAAGAAGGAUUCAGAAGGAACUGAGAUGGGAGUCGCAGGUUCAGUUAGCCUUUUGCAGAAUGUGACAUUGUCAACGCAGCCUAUUUCUAGCCUGGAUUGGAGCCCUGACAAAAGUGGUCUCUGCGUCUGUAGUUCAUUUGACCAGACUGUGAGAGUGCUGAUUGUCACUAAACUGAACAGGGUUUGACAGAGGAUCUGUAACAAAGAAAAACUUUCCUUUGCCUUUCAAGCCCUAAGUUCAAUGCAAUUCCACUGUAUGACUUUGUGUCAUGAAAACAAAAUGGGAAGAACAUUGUCGAGGGCUUUAAAAAGUUAUUUUAGAAAUGUAAGAUUCACUUCUAUAAGAUGUGCCUUCCCUUAGCACAUUCAAGUCUGCAUACUGUGUUUGACCCACUUGAGUUGAAAGUACCUUAUGUUCAUGGAUUUUGCGUGCAGUAGUAUCAAUGUCUUGUCCCUCCUUAAAGUGUGUUUAUCUGUGUUUUAUAUUUGUCUGUUCUCACAUGACUGUACAGUAGUUUUACGACCUUAGCAAUCAUAUGUUCAGAGCCAGCAAAUUUUGGGCUUUUAAUUUAUUAUAUGUGUUAAUAUGUUUAUUAAUAUGGCCUGGAUUGCAUUUAGUGUGUAUUUUAAAAUGUAACAACUCUCUUUAAUGGAAUAAAGGUUUACUAUUUGUA
Molecule: messenger RNA, 1751 nt
Organism: Hemicordylus capensis (graceful crag lizard)
Lineage: Eukaryota; Metazoa; Chordata; Lepidosauria; Squamata; Cordylidae
Gene: DNAAF10
Product: dynein axonemal assembly factor 10
Exons: 8
Coding region: 179-1264 (361 amino acids)
Molecular function (GO): ubiquitin binding
Source: RefSeq, a predicted model, not a curated record